AUGAAAAUUGCAGUAGGCACGGCGAGGGGUCUCGCGGAAAUACACCGGCAAAAUGGUGGGAAGCUCGUCCACGGUAAUAUUACAGCGUCAAAUAUAUUCCUCAAUUCACAAGGGUACGGCUGUGUAUUAGAUCUUGGUGUAACCGAGAUGAUAGACACGAAAUUCAUGCCGAAUGCACAUUGCUAUGCCCCGGAAAUCAAGAAUGCUAAAAACGUGUCCCAAGCAUCAGAUGUGUACAGCUUCGGGAUUCUGCUGCUCGAACUUCUCACGAGAAAGGCCAGUGUUCACGUCCGGGAUGGUCCUACUGCUGUUGACCUAGUCAAGCUGGUUAAGUCGGUCAAAAAUCGGGAGAGGGCUUCCAAAGUUUUCGAUGCUGGCCUAUUGAAGCAUCAUGCGUCAGAAGAACAGAUGGUUAAAGUGCUUCAAAUAGGAAUAAAAUGUGUAGAGAAAUGGAUAAAAGGGAGACCUAAGAUGUCCCAGGUGGUGAAGAUGUUAGAGGAAAUUAAUCUGUUGGAACCGGUAAGUCGUGCCCAUGUUGAGGAUAGAAAUGCCACAUUUAACCUCGAUAUAUUACGUGCUCCUGCUGAGAUGCUCGGGAGAGGAGCAUUCGGAACUAGUUACAGGAUACUUUUAAGCAAUGGACAGGCGGUCGUGGUUAAGCGGUUGAGGGAUGUGAUGGUCCCAUUCAAGGUAUUCGAAGAACAUUUGGAGAUCAUUAGAAGAAUGAGGCACAACAAUGUCGGAAAACUGAAGGCGUACUUCUACACGAAAGGCGAGAAGCUGUUGAUGUACGAUUACUAUAAAAUGGAGAGUUUAUCCGCUCUGUUGCAUGGCAGUGACAGGAUAACCUUAGACUGGGAAACUAGACUGAAAAUCGUACUUGGUGCCGCAAGGGGUCUCGAGUAUAUACACAGACAAGACGGGGGUAUGCUCGUGCAUGGAAACGUGAAAUCCUCAAACAUUUUCCUCAGCACACAAAAAUACGGCCUUGUCUCAGAUGUAGGGUUGUGGAAGCUCAUAGGCACAAGGACAGUCUCCCAGUCAUCAGAUGUCUACAGCUUUGGAGUUGUGAUGCUUGAAUGCCUUUGUAAAAUUCCGUCUCAAGUCUCCAUGGGAAGUGUCCGAGCCAUGUCCCUUGUCGACUUGGCUCGGUUGAUUAUCCGGAGUACAGACUUGUUUGAUCCACUGCUUGUGGGGAAGAAAGCAGAGGAGGUGGAGGAGAUAAUGGAUAGAAAACUGCCACAACUUGAUUCCCUCCGAAAUUCCUUCCAUUCAGCCCCAGUCGUGCUUUUGUAG
This is a messenger RNA of Striga hermonthica, 1296 nucleotides long. Lineage: Eukaryota; Viridiplantae; Streptophyta; Magnoliopsida; Lamiales; Orobanchaceae. The record is from the annotation of a GenBank genome assembly.